This is a messenger RNA of Dromiciops gliroides (monito del monte), 5404 nucleotides long. RefSeq names its product protein phosphatase 1 regulatory subunit 13B (gene PPP1R13B). Gene Ontology annotation, cellular component: nucleus. Gene Ontology annotation, molecular function: p53 binding; transcription factor binding. The transcript has 17 exons. The record is from RefSeq and is a predicted model, not a curated record. Gene Ontology annotation, biological process: negative regulation of cell cycle; regulation of apoptotic process; apoptotic process. Lineage: Eukaryota; Metazoa; Chordata; Mammalia; Microbiotheria; Microbiotheriidae. The coding region runs from base 223 to 3513 and encodes 1096 amino acids.
CUCCCGCCCCCACCCUGGGUUGGGGCUCUGCCCGCCGCGGGCUGUAGCUCGUUCGGUUUUGAGAUCGACUGCGACGGUAGCGGCGGCGCGGCCUGUGCGGAGCGAGAGCGGCCGCGCGCCUGCGGAGACAGGAGCCGAGCGCCAGCGUCUGGGCCGGUGCUUGUCAGUGCGGCGGGGACUGCGGAGUCCGGCGGCGGCCGAGGACCCGGAAGCCUGCCCGAGAUGAUGCCGAUGAUAUUAACGGUGUUCCUGAGCAACAAUGAACAGAUUUUGACAGAAGUUCCAAUCACACCUGAAACAACAUGUCGAGAUGUUGUGGAAUUUUGCAAAGAACCUGGAGAAGGAAGCUGUCAUUUGGCAGAGGUUUGGCGGGGAAAUGAACGUCCUAUCCCCUUUGAUCAUAUGAUGUAUGACCAUCUACAAAAGUGGGGCCCCCGAAGAGAAGAAGUGAAAUUUUUCCUUCGUCAUGAGGAUUCCCCAACUGAGAGCAGUGAACAAGGUGGUCGCCAGAUCCAAGAUCAAAGAAAUCAAAGAAAUGGAAUUAGUACAUCUGCUGAGAAACAUACUGAAAAUGGGGUCGGGAAUCCUCGGGUUGAACUUACACUUUCAGAACUCCAGGAUAUGGCUGCUCGGCAACAGCAGCAGAUUGAAAAUCAGCAGCAAAUGUUGGUUGCCAAAGAGCAGCGGUUGCAUUUUCUAAAGCAACAAGAACGUCGCCAACAGCAGUCUAUUUCUGAAAAUGAAAAGCUCCAGAAACUUAAAGAAAGAGUUGAGGCCCAAGAGAAUAAGCUGAAGAAAAUUCGUGCUAUGAGAGGCCAGGUGGACUAUAGCAAAAUCAUGAAUGGCAACCUGUCUGCUGAAAUUGAAAGAUUCAGUGCCAUGUUCCAGGAAAAGAAGCAGGAAGUACAAACUGCAAUUCUAAGAGUGGAUCAGCUCAGUCAACAGCUGGAGGAUUUAAAGAAAGGAAAACUCAAUGGAUUCCAGUCAUAUAAUGGCAGAUUGAGUGGACCUGCUGCAGUGGAGUUGAAAAGAUUAUACCAAGAGCUCCAGAUUCGAAAUCAGCUUAAUCAGGAACAGAAUUCCAAACUCCAGCAGCAAAAGGAACUUUUAAAUAAACGCAAUAUGGAGGUUGCUAUGAUGGACAAACGAAUCAAUGAACUGCGUGAGCGUCUUUAUGGGAAAAAAAUUCAGUUAAAUCGGGUUAAUGGAACAUCAUCACCACAGUCAUCCUUGAGUGCAUCUGGCAGAAUAGCAGCAGUGGGGCCUUAUAUACAAGUUCCUAGUGCUGGUAACUAUUCUGUUCCAGGUGACCCGGUAAAGCCACAGUCUCUCACUAUUGCUUCAAAUGCAGGUCAUGGACGAUCCAAGUCUGCUAAUGAUGGAAACUGGUCAGCAUCAAAACAAAAUUCCAGCACUUCAGUAAAACCAAUACAAACAGCUAAUGUGGAAUGGAAGGAAUCAAACAUGGAUGGGGCUUUUAAGCAAGUAACAAUAUCCAGCCAACCUCUCCCCUUGUCAGCUUUAGCAAGCACUGAAAAGCUGGGCAUUGAUAUUGGGAAAGCACCACCCCCCAUUCCGGGUGCAAGUAAACAAUUGCCUCCAAACUACGGAACUUAUCCAAGCCCUGUCCCUUUGGGUCCAGGCUCCACAAAUUCUUUGGAACGGAGAAAGGAUGGCAGUCUCCCCAGAUCUGGCACAGGCGUAACGAAUCGGCAGAAACCUGCUCCCCUACCCUCUUCAAGCAACGUACACCAGCCCAGUUCUUCACAACAGAUUCAGCAGAGAAUUUCUGUACCUCCCAGUCCUACAUAUCAGCCAUCUGGUCCUCCGUUAUUUCCAUCUGGAGAUGGCAGGCCUGAUCUCCCAUUAACUGUGGCUAUUAGACCGUUCUUGGCCGACAAAGGAUCAAGGCCUCAGUCUCCCAGAAAAGGACCUCAGACAGUGAACUCAAGUUCCAUUUAUUCCAUGUAUCUUCAGCAAGCUACACCUCCUAAGAAUUAUCAACAAGCUGUAUACAAUACUCUAAACAAGUCUGUUAAAGCAGUUUAUGGGAAGCCCGUUUUGCCGUCUGGCUCCACUUCUCCUUCACCACUGCCGUUUCUUUACGGGCCUUUGUCCUCAAACACGUCGCAGACACAGUCUCCUUCUGAACUUACUGAGAAAGAUCAGGAGCAAGAAAAUAUCCCACCAUCUGGUGAAAACAGUAACGUGGAAAACAUCCCUCGACCCCUCAGUCCCACUAAACUUACCCCCAUUGUCCAUUCACCUCUUCGAUAUCAGAGUGAUGCGGAUCUGGAAGCUCUGAGAAGGAAAUUGGCCAAUGCCCCUAGACCCUUAAAAAAACGCAGUUCCAUCACAGAGCCAGAGGGUCCUAGUGGACCAAAUAUCCAGAAAUUGCUUUAUCAGCGCUUCAACACCCUUGCUGGUGGGAUGGAAAGUGCACCUUUCUAUCAACCAAGCAACUCACAAGACUUCAUAGGCACCUUAGCAGACGUUGAUAAUGGAAAUACGAAUACUAAUGGAAAUCUAGAAGAACCUGUUCCUGCACAGCCUACAGUUCCUCCACCUGAAGAACCUCCACCAUCAUCAGAUGCCAAUGAUAAUGAACUACCAUCCCCUGAAACUGAGGAACUGAUUAGCACCGAAACUACCAACCAAGGCCCCGAGACCGCGGAAGAUAACAAUAACAACGUGGCUGUGUUCCCGGCUGGUGAGCAGGCACCACGCCCCACUGUGGAGGUCAGUUCUCCAAAAGAAGAGGAGGCCCCUGCUCCCCUGGUCCCUUCCCCUGCUAGUCUUCCAGUAGCCUCGACGACGACGGCGACGACGCAUAUUAAACGUACUAACCUGAAGAAACCAAACUCUGAACGGACUGGUCAUGGACUGAGGGUAAAGUUUAAUCCUUUGGCUUUGCUCUUGGAUGCAUCUUUAGAAGGGGAAUUUGACCUAGUGCAAAGGAUAAUCUAUGAGGUGGAAGAUCCCAGCAAGCCUAAUGAUGAGGGCAUCACCCCUUUACAUAAUGCAGUGUGCGCUGGCCACCACCACAUUGUGAAGUUCCUGCUUGAUUUUGGUGUGAAUGUGAAUGCAGCCGACAGUGAUGGAUGGACACCUCUGCACUGUGCAGCUUCAUGCAACAGUGUCCACCUCUGCAAACAGCUGGUAGAAAGCGGGGCAGCAAUUUUUGCUUCAACCAUUAGUGACAUCGAAACUGCAGCUGACAAGUGUGAAGAAAUGGAAGAAGGCUAUAUUCAGUGCUCCCAGUUUUUGUAUGGUGUCCAGGAAAAGCUGGGUGUGAUGAAUAAAGGAGUGGUAUACGCUCUGUGGGAUUAUGAAGCUCAGAACAGUGAUGAGCUAUCAUUCCGUGAAGGGGAUGCCAUUACUAUCUUGAGGCGGAAAGAUGACAACGAAACAGAAUGGUGGUGGGCUCGCCUCGGGGAAAGAGAAGGUUAUGUGCCUAAAAACCUACUGGGGUUAUAUCCACGAAUCAAACCUAGACAGCGAACCUUAGCUUGAACCUAUGGAGCAGUGCAAUUUUGCCAUUAUCAGAAGUCACUGAAGACCUAAUCUACCAAAAGAAUUGAAGCUGGAGAACUCUCAUUUUAAUGGUGCUCUCAUUAGCAGAAGAAACAUCUGCAGUUUGUAAGUGAGGCCCUUCCUUCUAAUCUGCCAGCAUCCACGCAUGGUACUUAUAUGUCCACGAAUUCUGUAUUUUGCCAAUUACACCAAGUCAAAAUAAACAAAAGGCCUUCAAAACAAUCACCCCUGUUGCCAAUAGAAAUCCCAUAAACUAGCUGUUAGUUGCCAAAAAUUAAAUCAAAUGUAUGUAAAGAAUUUCUUACAUCAUAAAGUAUUAUAGAAAUAUCAGGUGAUAGUCAUUAUCUAGAACUGAGAAAAGGCAUUUGUGCACCCUAGGCAUGGUUGGAAAAUUGCCCCAGGGGCUUUGAGACUAACACAUUUGGCUGCUUCAUGUGUUGUGCUCUCAACCCCUAGUUAGUCCCCAUUUUGCUUAAUUCUAUUGCCACUACUUUUUUUUUUUUUUGGUGAGGCAAUUGGGGUUAAGUAAGUUGCCCAGGGUCACACAGCUAGUAAGUGUCAAGUGUCUGAGGCCAGAUUUGAACUCAGGUCCUCCUGAAUCCAGGGCUGGUGCUCUAUCCACGGUGCCACCUAGCUGCCCCAUUGCCAGUCCAUUCUUAAAAAAUUAUUUUUACACAUUCUUUCCCUGUUAGCUACUUAAGACAGAUUCCCUGCAAACUAUCAUGAUUGCCAAGUCCAAGGCUCUCUGUUGUAGCACCUCUUUCCCUUUUCCCUCCCCACCACCCCCAUCAUCUUUUUAUUUACCAAAGGAUCUCUUAUGGGAACUUGUCAGUGUUAAUUACAAAAUGCAGGUGGUUCUGUCUUAGGUGUAGAUUUUGAUAUUUUCCAUUUUGUUGUAGGUCUCCCAGACACUGUCAUUCACUUCCACUGUUAAUUUAUUUAAGCCAAUGUAUUUCUUUGAGACCUUUAUCAAGGAGCUUUUAAAAGUGAAAUGAAUGGUUUAAUUUAUUUCAAGAGCCUAACCUCUAAAUAGGUUCCCUCACCUCCUGAGUUGACCAAGUUUGUUUAUAAAACCUUUAUUGAUAUGUGUUUCUUAAUACUAAUAGCUUAAAUUUGUUCUGAAUCUGAAAGCAGUCAGUAACACUGGAGCUAAAGUCAAUUUAAGCCAAGGUUUAAAGGUAUGUCCAAAUAGAUGGGAAUAAAAUAGUUGAGCAGUGUCAGAGCUUGUGUAAGUGACUAAGGGAUGCUGGGCUGGCAGCUGAAGGACUGAACUGAUGCUGAGAACAUUACUCAGUGGUAGCAUUGUGGUGAAAAAAGGAAAUUAAUCGAUGAGAUGGAAAUUCUAGACAAGGGUAAAAAGACGGGUGCAUUGAGCCAGGAGGAGGACAGUUGCUAUGGUUCUCAACAGUCCUAUACCUAAUUCUGGGCCAGUUAUGCAAUAAUGUUGUCCACUAUUUUGUAGGUAAGAGGAAACUAAAGCACUUCACUGGAGUUUGAACUAUAUGUAUAUGCUUUUAUAUACCAAGAGUAUUUUUUUGAAUUUUAUCUUUGAGUUGUAGCCAUGUUGGAAAUAUGUUUUUCAUUAAAGUGUAGGAUUUUUUUCCAUGUAUAAGUCUUGUGUAUAAUUUAUAUAUGUAUAUCUAUAUAUAUCUAUAUCUAUAUAAAAACAAUUGAUGCAGUGCUGUAACUGACCACAUUUUAGCAUUACCUGUGUACAUAUAUAAUAUACUAUAUAUAGUGGUGAUGGAAAGUAAAAAGAUAUUGUUGAAAAAAAACUGCUAUAUGAAUGUGACAGAAUCACUAUUUCUGAGAGCCUUGAUAAUGCUAAUUCUGAUGUAAAUGUGCACAAAUAAACUAUGGUUAUCCCUGA